AUGACUACUUUGGGUUAUAUUACUCUGUGGUUCAAUAUGGCAUAUUACAUCCUUAAAUCAGGAUCUUCAUCAUACUUGAUAAUUUUGAAUGAGAUUAUUGAAUAUCAACUUAUUAAGCCUGAAUUUCUUGAAUUUACUGUUGAAGAAGUGCAUUUUUCAGAUGAAGUGUUUCAAGUUUUGUUACCUCUUAAGAUUGAAGUUGAAAAAGAAAGGAAAGAGGGAUUAGUCGUAUUUUGGAAUGAAGUAGAUGAUUUGAAUAAAGAAAGUGAGAUGGAGAGAGUCAACAAAGAAUUUUAUGAGGUUCAAGAUUGGAAUCAAGACAAACCAGAUCAAAUUGAUUGUAGAAGAUGUGGAAAUGGAUUGAAAGAGAAUUUAGAGAAGAUUGAGAAAUAUUUAGGUUUACCUUCUGAGGGAUGGGAAGGUUUUGUUGAGUAUUGGAUUUGUCAUGAGAUGGACAAUCAUGGAGGAUAUAUUUUUGUUGGAAAAAAGACGAGAGGGGAUCAGAAACAAGAUGUCUGUUCUGAGGAUACUAGUUCAAGUGAUGAUCUUAUUCUCAAGGGUAAAAAAGGGUUCCAGAGGGAACAAGUAGUUCAGAACAAUUCUCCGAGUCCUGGUAACCUCACUUUGAAUUAUUGUGAUGAGCAACAUGAGCCAUCACCUAGUAAGAAGGCUCAUCAAGUCAUUGUACUCGCUCAAUUCUCACUUUUGGCUCUUGAUUGUGGUGCAAAUAUCACACUGGACAUCAAUAGAGUUCUCAUUAAUCUGUGGAUGAUGGUAGAGCCUAUGCGGGACAUCUUGUCGCCUGAUUACUAUGUCUUCAUGAAUGUUGCGGCCCAUAAUUAA
This is a messenger RNA of Melampsora larici-populina 98AG31, 843 nucleotides long. RefSeq lists its product as uncharacterized. The record is from RefSeq and is a predicted model, not a curated record. The coding region runs from base 1 to 843 and encodes 280 amino acids. NCBI's taxonomy places the organism in Eukaryota, Fungi, Basidiomycota, Pucciniomycetes, Pucciniales, Melampsoraceae. The transcript has 4 exons.